Messenger RNA from Penicillium argentinense, 225 nucleotides. RefSeq lists its product as uncharacterized. The record is from RefSeq and is a predicted model, not a curated record. NCBI's taxonomy places the organism in Eukaryota, Fungi, Ascomycota, Eurotiomycetes, Eurotiales, Aspergillaceae. The transcript has 2 exons. The coding region runs from base 1 to 225 and encodes 74 amino acids.
AUGGCCAAUUGGGCCUUGGUCGCGAGAUCUGCAGCUCAAAGAAGCCGACCGAAUCAAUCUAGUGCGUUGGUCGAGAAGAAUGGAUGGAAAUGCCAUGUUUCUGCCAACCAAAUUUGGAGAACCGCGCCCCUGGUUCAAAGAGGAAGUUUGUGUGUACACUGCAUAACUCAGAAAGGAGCUAUCAGAUUCCUGAUACUACAUUUACCACAAAGCGUACAGCGUUGA